AUGAGUGGACAUCAAAGAACAAGAUCCAGAUCUAGAGAAAGAAGAGAUGAUCAAGACUCUAAUCAUCCAAUAGGGGCUGUGGUUGCCCAGGAGCCACCCAGUGAUGACCAACUUCAACAACAGGAACCACUAAUUGAAAGUCAGGAUUAUACACCUGGUCAAGAGAGAGACGAGGGAGCACUGGAGUUCCAAGUGCUAGACCUGGCAGCCUAUCUCUGGGAACUGACUCGGUCAAAGACUGGGGGUGAACGUGGAGAUGGUCCUAAUGUCAAGGGAGAAUUUCUGCCAAAUCUCGAGCCUGUUAAAAUACCAGAAGCAGGUGAAGGGCCACCAUCGGUUUAA
This is a messenger RNA of Mandrillus leucophaeus (drill), 342 nucleotides long. RefSeq names its product P antigen family, member 3 (prostate associated) (gene PAGE3). The record is from RefSeq and is a predicted model, not a curated record. The transcript is spliced from 4 exons. The coding region runs from base 1 to 342 and encodes 113 amino acids. Lineage: Eukaryota; Metazoa; Chordata; Mammalia; Primates; Cercopithecidae.